AUGCGCGAGGCUAUGGAAGCGAGGGCAGAGUACGAGAUAAGGAACAAAAUCGUACACAAUGUUCUAGUAAUGGAUCCCGUUCUGAAAGCCGUUCAUGGCGGCGAACAGACUCCAUUCGCCGAGAAGCGCAUACUGCCGCUGGUGACCGAGAACGAUGCUGUUUCCAUGAUCCAUGGCUCACUGACGUCGAAGCUUGCUUCUACGAAUAAAUUUCUGAGUGUGGCCGAACAGAACAACAUUGUCGCAAAUCAAAAGAACCGAGAGCUGGCGCAGACCAUGCUUGCUCUGGCCGAAGAAAUGAAGGCGCAGUCGGUGCAGGACAUUGAAGAUCCGCAAUUACGUCAACGCGUCGAUGCGGUCGAUAAGGAGCUCAAGGACUCGCGACGGAGGGUGAGGACGUUGAAAGGUAUAUUAUCAGCCAUGAUCGUGGGUAGCGGGAUCAACUGGGCUGCGGACGAGGGUCUGACGGAGCUCGUCAUGGAGGAUGAGGACGAUUGA
Alternaria arbusti is the source of this 498-nucleotide messenger RNA. RefSeq lists its product as uncharacterized. The coding region runs from base 1 to 498 and encodes 165 amino acids. Gene Ontology annotation, cellular component: kinetochore. Gene Ontology annotation, biological process: kinetochore assembly. The record is from RefSeq and is a predicted model, not a curated record. Lineage: Eukaryota; Fungi; Ascomycota; Dothideomycetes; Pleosporales; Pleosporaceae. The transcript is spliced from 3 exons.